This is a messenger RNA of Xyrichtys novacula (pearly razorfish), 17351 nucleotides long. Lineage: Eukaryota; Metazoa; Chordata; Actinopteri; Labriformes; Labridae. The record is from the annotation of a GenBank genome assembly.
AAGAAGCCUCUCCUUGACAGUCACAGUAUGGGCACAAGCUCGCAGGCGGCAAAACCAGACAUGUCUCCCCAAAGGAUUUAAUAUCCAGCAAAACUAAAGGAAGGCGCGAGUUCAUACCACCUCCAUAAACCGUCUAAGUCUCUGUGUGAGUGAAGACAGAGCUGCUGGCAGGUAAACAUCUCUUCCUCUUUGUUUGUGCCUGUGUGUGACCAAGCCUACGUCAAACCAAAGGUCAGCUCCUACUUUGUUGAGACAUCCAGGUGGAUUAAAGUUUAUGAAAGGAAAAAAAGGUAACAGGGAGGUGGACGGGGUACAAGAAAUGCAAAGUUUGAAUUUAAAUAAAGGGUUUUAUUUUUCCGCCACCAUACACAGACUGGUUGUGGCAUUUGUCUUGUUUCUUUUGGUAACAUAUUUCAUUCAAAGAUAAAAGAAGCUGACUGACAAUGGAUGUAAUUUCUAGACUUAAAUAUUAAAGAGAUGGUGCAAUCUUUGGUGGCAUUGAAAAGAAAUUCAAUCCUGUAUGUAUUAUUAGUGUACUUCUAAUUACUUUGACAUAUGGAUGGUAUCUUACUUUGUGUUGUUUUUAUUUGUCAAAACUUAGAUUUUACAGCAGUAAGGGUUUACAGUUUACAGUCAGGCUUUGUGGACCCACAUAAAGUUAUACAGGGUGACAGCUAACUAUAGCUCGAGGGCUUGAUAGCUGGGCGCCAUCAGUGUUCGCCCUCCACUGAACAUGAGUUGGCCUCUCUGUGAGAUUGUUUUAAUGUUUCAAGUCCUUUAAAAAGAUGAAAAAGUCUUUUCAACCAUAAAAAAGUUAAGGUAACAUGGUUUUCUCUUCUUUAAUGACAUCUUGAUAUCAGAGGAGAUGAAUUUAUAUCAACAUAGUUCCCAAGUGUAAUUUGUAAGUUGCAGUAACUGGUUAAAUCAGCAAUGCCAAGACACACUGAUGUUGUAUUUUAUCUUCAGUACUUGUGGUUAUGUCUGCAUUCUACUUGCAGGUCACUCUUUUGACUGACAACUUUCGCCAAAAUGUGGAAAGGUGGAAAAAACGGAGGUCCCAGGAGACAAUGUAAAGUACCCAAAUUCACUUUGUCCUUCCCGCUUUUUUGUUGUCUUUACUUCACACAACUUUACUGUACACUCUUUUGCUCUUAAUGCAUCAUGUGUAUCUGACGCACAAGGCUGGUUUUAUCCUUAUUCUCGCCGUACCAUCAUACUGUAUAAAGACACAUUUAGCGACUAGCUGGUGAACAUACCAGAGCGUUUAGCUGCUAAAGAGGCAGAUAUUUCUCUGAGACUGAAAGCAGAGCUAACUUUAAGGUGAUAACAUGUCACUGUUGCAUUAAAAUAAAAACCUAAUUUUGCUUCCCAUAAGUGGUCAACAAUCAGCUAUUGCAGGUUUAAGAACAUGGCAACGCUCACUCUAGUUGCACAUUUUAUCCACUUACUUUGAAAAUUCUUUCUACACAUACAAGCUGGAGUUUGUCCAACUGGCAGGCACCUUAACAUCCAGUUGAUUAAAGGUCUUCCCUCAGAGGCUUCAGCGAUAAAUAGAAAAUGAGAAGAAAACAUCCCUGGAUUACGGUUGCCUGCCUACUGCCCUUCACUGUGACCCUUUCAGAGCUUCAGUUUAUUCAGGCCUCUGUGAGCUUUCCUUUUCCACAUUAUGCCUGACUGGGUCUCGACUCCCAGCCUCUCUGCCCAUGGUUUACUUUGGUCUCUUAACUUCUGACCCCCUACAUACUUAAAUCUUUAUUUCCAAUAAUGUAUCCAUCCAUCACAAAUACUUAAAAUUAGCAUACAGAUAGCAUUCAUUCACUGUGCUUGUAACUGAUCGAAUGGUAUUUCUUUCACACAGGUUUCUCCAUGGUGCAUCAAUACAUUCAACAUUUUAAUGAGGUGUCCGGCAACAAGUCAGGUGAAAUCAAACAUACAUAUAUUUUUUAUUUCCUGUUAAAUAUGGAAGAUUUUUCUAGUCUCUGUGCACUAAAAUAGACCUCUAGUCUAAUAUAACAUAGUAGGUAUUAUUGAUAACAGUGUCUGCCUGUGACCUGCCUGUCAUAGUGUAGAAAGCCAGAAUUUUCUAUUCACUACCUUAUUAAAUCAGACGCCCUCUACUUCAUGUUUGACUGCAUGGCGCUUCUCCUAUUUCAGUUCUUGCCUCAAUAAUCAUUAAUCCCUGGAUUAAUGUUGUUCCUUAUUGACUUUUGUGUGAUCCUCUCUUUGCACAUCAAAAGCCUGAUAAGAUAUACUACACUGCGAACCGAGUAGGAGGAUUAUAGAGUUUUACGCACUGCUGUUGGAGAUGUGAGUGAUUUCACCUGGAGUGUAAUCAUUGAACUUCAGUCCAUCGAUCAAAGAGUUAAAGAAAAAUACUCAUCUUUUUUUUUUUUUUUUAAUAAUCCAUUUGAAACUCCUGAAUAAUUAUUCAAGAGAGUUUCUGGCCCAUUCAUUGAUGAAAAAAAGAUUAAAGUCGUACAUACAUCCUUUACUCAAAAGGUAUAAAAAACAUUUUACUUCUACUUCAAUAUUUCCAUAUUUGUUUAACUGGCAGUAAGUUACUGUUUCUGUUAACACACACACACACAAACACACAUGGCUUCACCGGGAAUCUGUUUGACAUCCCUGACAUCUGCUGGUAGAAAAAAAAAAAAAAAAAAAAUCUUCCAAGUUCUACUAAAAGCAUUAACCCCCGCUUCGUCAAACUAACUUUAUUAAAUCUAAUGUGCUGAAUUAAUUUUUGUUUGUUUUUUUGUUCUGAACUUGUAAACUGAUCUACUCAUAUGACUUUUCAAAUGAAUGUUUUUUUCUUGCUUUGUUUAGCUGCCAUCCGGAGACGAUCAAAGAUUCCCGGUGUAAUGAUCACUCAGUAUGUCGUGAAUCUGCCUGAGGGGAAAAGCACCCCAGAUUUCCAGUCCAAACCCAUGCCAGUGGAAGUUAAGGAAGGUGUGUUACAUUAAACACAGAUCAAAAACUGAUCUUUCCAAUUACACUUUGUCAUCUCAACAUGAUUUAUGACCACACAGACCUCAUCUGGUUUGUUUUUUAAAGCAUUUAGCAGGUAAUAAUCGUUUUCUGUUCCUUUAGGACAGAUAGCUGUUUUCAAGGCAAUCGUGACAGGAGAUCCAAAACCAGAGGUGUCGUGGAGAAGAACUAAAGGAAACAUUCUGGACAAGAAGAAAUUUCUGAGUAAAUAUGAUGAAUCGACUGGAGAGCAUAUAUUAGAGGUGAGUGAAAAAACAACUUUAAACUACUUGCAGUUCAAGUUGGUUUUAAGAGUGCAAGAAAGCCAAGUUAUGCAUGGACACGAGUGCUUUUUUUUACGCAAUGAAUCUCUGCAUCAUGACUUGUAAAGCUGAAUGUUAUUUAUAUCAAGAUUUACAAAGUGUCUUCGGAGGAAACUGAUACGUACAAGUGCUCUGCUGUGAACGAAUUUGGCAAAGCCGUCUGCACAACAACAUUAAACCUAGAUGAUGGUAAGAGUUGUUCCAAAUAUGGUAUACGAGCGUUAAUUUUCUUUUAAACUGUGCAUGUUUCAGGGUUGAGUAAUCUAUCCGGCACUGAAAUUUCUUUCAUUUCACCUUUUUUCUCAUUAAUAUUUUGGAGUUUUCUUAAAAGUUUCAUUUAAAUAAAGUUGUUUUAACAAGCUUGAUCUGAAUCAUCUGCCUCCAGCUUCAGCAAACCCAUCAGAUUUCAGAAGACUGUUGCGGAAAAGGUAAGAAUACAAGUGUUAUGAUCUCACCUGUGACAAAUUAUUUCUACAUGCAUGAAUUAUAAAUCCUUCUUGUCUGGUCGUAACAAUUGUUCAACUUUGCCUUUAGUAAAGCAGAAAACAAAGCAGAAGAUGGGGAAUCUGAUGAGAAAUUCUGGGAUGCGAUGCUAAAAGCUGACAGGAGUGACUAUGAACGCAUUUGUGCUGAGUUUGGAGUCAAAGACAUUCAAUCGAUUAUGAGGAAACUAGCAGAGAAGAAGAAGGCGAGAAGGCAAAAUGACAGCAUGGUAUGAAAUCAGUCUGAUUUUUGAGUGUAUACACAUUGUAGUAGUGCUGGGCGAUAUGGAAAAAAAUGUAUAUCACGAUAUGGAUCAUUUUAUAUCACGAUAACGAUAUAUAUCACGAUAUAGCUAUGGUAUGCUUUCAGUUCUAUGAAAAAUUUAAGUGUAUACAGCUGCACUAGUACAGUACCAGUACAAGACCAGCACUUAAAACUAGAAAAAUGAAUAAAUAAAUACGUGGCUGAAGUGCGUUCAUGUCUGUGCUCACCCAAAGUUAUGUAACACUCACAGAAAACGCCGAUAGUGUGAGCCAAAGCACUCCAUAAUAAUAAUAAUAAUAAUAAUAAUAAUAAUAAUAAUAAUAAUAAUAAUAAAUUUAAUUUGUAAUGCACUUUACAUUUACAAAAAAUCUCAAAGUGCUACAGUACACAGUAAAAAAAGAGCAGCAACAAUAAAAAAAGCAAUAGAAUGACAGUCACAGAUUGGCAUAAAAAAAGCAUAAAAGAAUAAAAAAAAAUAAAGAAUAUAGAGUUGCAAUGUAAGAGGCAAGGUAGUAAAAGCAUAAAGGAAAGCUAACCUAAGGCUUUAUUAAAAAGGUAGGUCUUUAGGGCUCUUUUGAAGAGGUUGUUCACACUGCUAGAUGUUUCUCCUCCAAAGCUACUCUCUGCCUCCAUCAUUGUUUACUUUACUCUUGAAGCACGUAGCAAGACCCGAGCAUGAAUCCGAGCGCUUUAUUCGCCUAUCAGGAGCAGACAGGUAAGGUGAUUUGAUUCGCCACGACUCCAGAAAUGAUUGAAAAACUACAGAAUGUCACAAAAUUACGUUUCCUCGCUGCUGGCUUGAAGGGUAGAAAUGCGCAGCCGCGCUCCCAGCUGACAGGAAGUCAAACCACUGUUGUAGUUCUUUUGUGUUGUUAGCACGGUCAAGAGUGUUGGCUCUCACAGAGAGAUGACUACAAAAAUGGACGCACCUGUUCAUCUGGUUGUUAAACACGGCUGAAAAUGAUCAUCUUUUAAUGUUGUUCCCGCUCCUGCCCACUCCCGUUGCUUUUUUUCCCGUCCCGUCCCGAUCAAGGGAUUAAUUAAAAAAUGAUUCCCAUCCCGUGGGAUUCCCGCGGGAAUCACGUGACCCACGGGAAUUCCCGAAAAAUGUCAUGCUCUACAGGGAAGGUCCUGGAGCAAAUGAAACAGGUGCCGGAACGGCUGAAAUAGGUCCCUGAUCCGAUCAAAAGAGGUCCCGGAGCGCGCUCCGACUUGCUCCGGCACAAAUUAAGCACUGCUUACAAUGAUCCCCUCACGUGUGAAACUCAGGUAACCCUCAACGGCGGGAGACGCUGGACACAAAGAGGGCACGUAAAGCGGCGUCAUGUCGCAAAAUCGACAGAGAAAUGCGAGCCUACAUGUCAACGCAUCCUUUUCUUUGUAAGAAAAUAUUGUUUUCUUUCCCGUUCGACACCAAAUACACUUACUGAAUGUGCAGUUAUUGUUGUUGUUACUAUGAAUCAUCCGAUGGCACAAGCCCUAUGGAUAAAAUACAGCCUAUCGCCCGAAACGAUAAAAAUAAAAAUGGCACGAUAGACAUUUUCUAUCGUGCCCACGAUAUUUAUCGUCCUAUCGCCCAGCACUACAUUGUAGUAUUUUUAAAAAGAACAAAUACUAAACACAUGGCCAUUUUUGACACACCUAGAGCCUGAUUACGAUAUUUACAGGAUAUAUAGUGCUCUUAAUAACACUCAAAAUGUUCCAUGGUACAAACACUGAUGCAAGAAUAGCCAGAAUGAUGCUUUGUGCCAAAUUUCUAAUACACAUAAUAAUUUUAUCAUGGCCAUAUUGACAUUUAUCAUAUCAUGACAUUUAAAAUAUGCACAAUUUACUAUUAUGGUGUUAUAUUUCAAGGAUCAAAUUUCAAUAGUUAUUUCUUGCUUUUACAUGCUCUGUGUGCCUCUGCGGUAGGAUGGUGGGAUAACAUCUGAUGGAGAUCUAACAGAGAAACACAUUAAAGACCUUAAGUGUGCUGGAGGGACAAAGGAUAACAGAAUCAACGGUCUGAUGCAGAGGGACAUCAGGAAAAGUCAAGUGGAUGAAGAGGUCAACCGCCUGUUUACAGAGUUAAAACGUAGGUUUGUGAUGGAAAUAAUCAUGAGAACUGUGACUACUCUUGGUGUCAGUGUCAUGAAUGUGUGUGAAUAUUUGGACAAAAACUUGACUGAGUCUUUACCGACUCCUUUUUGUUGCUUUUACAGUUUCCAGUAUGGACUUUGUUAUCAAAAUUGAGGACAUUAAAGCUGAAGAAAAUGAUGACGCCCUUUUUGAGUGUGUCCUGACACAUCCGUUACCUAAGAUCUUAUGGAUGGGAAAGGGCAGUGAGCUGGAGGAUGGGGAGAAAUACAGCAUUGAUGUGUCAGACCAUCAACUGAUCCACAGCCUGCUGAUCAAGGACUGCAAGUUACAGGACAAAGGCAUCUAUUCAGCUGUGGCAGGCAAAGCAACCAGCAGUGCCUGGCUGGUUGUGGAAGGUAACCUUAAAGUAUAACAUAUAUUAUAGUUAUUGCUGCUAUUUUGAAAUUUAUGUACUAACUAUCCCAAAUUAAUCAGAAUAAUCUUGCUCAUAAAGAGUACUUUGCAUCCUUUUUACAGAGAGAGACCCUUCAUCAAUUGGGAAGAAAACAGUGCGCAGAAGUACCUUGGCUGGUGGAGGACGUAUCGACCUUGAGAAAGUGGCCAAAGAGCAACAACUACAAAACCAAGAGGCAAUGGAGAGGAUUCUGGCAGCUGUAAAAACAAAAUACAACGAAGAGCAACUGAAAGAGGAGAAGAUAUUAACCACAAGUGUUGGAGGCUGUGAAACAAAUGAAAUCUCUGGACCAGGUAAAAACAGCGGAGCUGCGGAGGCCAAGCCGAAAGGGAAGAAAGGAAAAGUGAAGUUCAAAAUCUUAAGAGAAGAUGGUACAGAAGAAGAAUUAGAUGAUUCAGAGUGUUUUACAAACGCAGAAGAGCAGCUGACAGAAGAUGAGCUAAAGACAGAGGAAUGUACCGGCUCUGGUCAAGAGGUCUUUGACAAGGUAACAGGUAAAGUCGAUUACAGAGUAAAAUUUCAUAUUCACAAUCAUAACUGCUAAACUUGUGUGUAUGAUGUGCAUGCAAACUUUCUCCUACAUUGUUUAUAUGACAUUAACCAUAAGAUUGAGGUUGAAUUUUACUGCCUGGGUUAAGUGUAAAAUACUGAAAGGUGCUCUCUGAUCCAACUAUCUAAUUUUAUAAAAGGCUGUACUUUUACAAAUGUUGUUGUUGAGGAAAAGUUGAACUGGUUCAACUGGAUUCAUUCAUUUGCAGAAGGUAAAAACAAAGACGGUGAUUCAAAUGGAAAUGAAGAUUCUUCUAGGUCUGCCAGACGUCAAGGGCACAAAAAGAAAGCCCAGCGAAAACAACGCACAUCUGGUAAGACACAAAAGGACUUCCUGGAUGGAGUAAAAACAAACUUAGCUGAUGAUACUCCUAAAGAUUAUUCAAUAUAUGUUACAGUAAGACCAGAAGAACUGUCUGUCUGUACAGUCUGUGUCCAAUAAAGCACUUCUUCUCUGACUGAAAACCCUCUUAAAUUAUUCAAAGUAUACAAAGUAUGCAAGAGCAUCUAAAGCACUGUUAAUAUUGGAAUUUAGUUUGAAAUGUUAGUUUAACUGAUCUCAGUGGGGUAAACAUUACAAAUUUACAAUAUUGUGUAUAUUACCUUAAGUCUGUUACUCUUACACAGAUCCAAAUGAACUGGAAAGUGACAAUGAAGAAAGUGAAAGUGAUGAGUAUGAAGACUCCACUGACCAGGUCGAGCAUUCAAGUAGUUCAAAGAAAGGUCAACUUUCACAGACAGCAGUCGAUGGUAAGAUUAAAGCACAGAAAAUAAAUUCUGCAUCUUUGGCUCAUUUAAAUGGCUCACUAUUUUUCAUGACCACAUACGUACCUUAAUUCUACUGUUAAGUGUUAUUCAAUACUUUGAGAUUGUUGUAAAACCAUAAUUCUGACAUCAUUUAUUUACUAUACAUUUUAAGCUCAAUGUUGAUUGAUUUCCCUCAUAAAAAGGUGAAAGUGGAGAUUUUAAAGAUCCCAAUGAUAACGAAGACACAGGAGAUGUGACGGACUCAGUUAAAUCUUCGAGGCGCAAAAGACAAGGCCCGCUGUUAGAAGACACAGUGAUUGGUAAGUCACCUACAAGGUGUGAGAAUUUCAACACAAGAUAGGAUUGUAUUACAUGCCUCUGUGCCCAGUCAUUUAAAAAAAUAAAGAAGAUGGUUUAGCCCAGUGGUUCUCAAUCCAGUCCUCGAGUUCCAGUGUCCUGCAUGUUUUGGAUGUUUCCCUGCUCCAACACACCUGAUUCAAAUGAUCAGCUCGUUAUCAAGCUCUGUAAUGGCUUAUUAACGAGCUGAUCAUUUGAAUCAGGUGUGUUGGAGCAGGGAUACAUCCAAAACAUGCAGGACAGGGGGGCUUGAGGACUGGAUUAAGAACCACUGGUUUAGCCUAUCAGUCUUUGAGUUAAUACUCCCUCCAACACUGAAUAAUGAUACAAGAAAUUAUGUCAAAAAAGAAUAUUCUCUACUUUUGUUAGUUAGAAACUGUUUAUGUAAUAUUAACUCUACAUCUGGCUCCUUCUGUUGCUCUGUACUGCAUGCUGAUUUGAUGUUUUGACACAGCAGGGACCCUCUUCAGAAGUAAAUUAAAGUAAACAGCAAAAUUAUUUCAUUUUAAUCUGUAUAAUGAAAUUUGUGUUUUUAGAAGAUCUGGAUUUGACAAGAGAGAGUUCAUUUCUUUAAAUAAAAGAUGCAUACUGAGUGAGAAAAUGUUUCAUAACAGUCUCUGAGAAAAAUAGCGGUUACAGUCAGCAGAAGCUAACAGAAAAAUUAUGUGUAAAAAGGAUUAAAACAGCAGGGUUUCUUCUGGGUGCGAGUCGAAAUGAUUGUUGUGGAUAACUGUGAGAUCGUCUGUAUGUCAGAUCCAGGAGUUCAGUUUGUCUGCGGUUUGUCUGAUGUCAGCGCCAUCAUCCAUGAGACUGCUGAGUUAACAUGUAAGCUCAGCAGUGAAGACUGUGACGGAGUCUGGUUCAGAGAUGGCAAGAAGGUCAGUCAAAAAAGGUCAAACUCAUCAUUUUCUGGAGUUGGAUCCAAAAGUUGCUUUUAUAACAGUGUUUGUGUUCACUCUGUCCCUGGAGAAAAUAAGAGCUUUGGUGGGUUUCAUGUUCACUUGUCUCUGUCACAGUCAUGUCUCAGUUAUGACAGAAGGUGCGACAUAACUUCUUGCUGGUAAAUAUUUGGCAGAUGAUGAGAUAUUCUGAGUGUAUUUCAGACACAAUAUAGCUUGUCACAAAACCCUUUAAGGCAUCUAGUGCUGUUGAUUCAAAUAACUCAAUGCCGUGAAAAUUAUUGUCGCUCAGUUUGUUUAUUCUCAUCUGUCUGCUUCUCAUCCUAACAGAUAUCCCCAGAUGACACUUUCACUAUAAGUAAGGACGGUGCAAUCCACAAAUUAAUCAUUGUCAGCUGUAAAGAGGAGCACUCUGGGAAAUACCGCUUUGAGGCAGACGGUCGCAAAACAGAAGCAAUGAUAAACGUCAAAGGUUUGACGAUUUAUACUAAAACCAAUUAUUUCUUUUUGACAUAAUCCACUGGCUGAAAGGGGGAGAGAUGUUUGAUAUUCAUAGCCAGGUCAGGCAGAUGACUGCUUGACACAAUAAAAAGAUAGUGAAAUGAUGUGAAUGUCUCUUUUAAAAGAUCCUCCAAGGUUUGACCUCGAAGACCUCAAUGCAUUCUCUGAGCCCGUGACGGUUAAAGUGGGACACAUCGCCAUCUUCAAAAUGCACUUUGUUGGUCAUGAGCCCAUAAAAAUUCAGUGGUACAAGGAAGGAGAUGAACUGCAAGGCGAUAACAAUACAAGGAUAGAGAAAUCUGCGACUCACAGCCGUCUGCUACUGAGCAGGUGCCAAAGGAAAGACUCAGGGGAGAUCAAGAUCAAGCUCAAGAAUGAACAUGGAUUCGUUGAGGCAAUUUCACAGCUCAUCGUGCUUGGUGAGUAAAUGAAGGACAAUGACGAAAACUAGGAAACAGGACAUAUUUUGUCAAAUCUGUUUUGAUAUAGGGCGCCACUACAUGAGAGGUUUAAGCAUGCACUCCAUAUGCUGAGGCCCUCCUUACACGAGGAUGGCUCCAUAUUGUCUCGGCGUCGGCACCAAAACAUCUAUCGCUGUUUACACAUUGUAUUGUACAUAGGCUUAGUGCAUUUACAUGACAACGCAUCGUAGCAAUAUUUGCAUUUGCUGGAAUAAGAACAAAAUCACCCCAGCCACCGCCAUUGUUGUUGUUGUUGCUGUGUGUGUGACAACGUGGGUUGGGGGGCGGGGAGGAGGAGGGGUGCUAUGAGGUCACCGUCUUUUCCGGACUUAUCUAUUUAUACCAACUAUGACAUGAAGACGAAUACCCAGAUAUCCACCUGCAGACCCAUUUUCAAAAAAGAUGCAGAGUCAUGGACAAAUACGCGUCUCCAUGUGUCAAUAUCACCAGAUCGAUAGUUUAUUUUACCAGUGUCUUACAAAUUCGUACUCAUGUAAAGAUCACCUGAGACUUCCUCAAGUGAGUGGUCUGAGUUCAUGUCUCACCUGUGGUCUCUUCUCUGCUCUCUUUCACACUUUCCUGAUAUGUCCACUACCCUUUCUUCUACAAUAACAACAUAAAAAGCCUAAAAAACCUGUUUUCUAAAAUUAGUUUUGAUUAGCCACUUUGUGUAACACAAUAAUGACAGAGAAAUCAAAGAGAAAUACUUUAAACUCCUUUUAAGAAUAUAAUCUGAAUAGGAUCUUAAUAAAAGCCAAAAGGAUGUCAUUUGUGUAGUUGGCUGUUUUUCAAAAGUAUUUGGUUCAACUCUCCAGAGCCCAUCUAUGCCUUCAGAGAUUUAGAUAACCGUUUUUACAGAGGAGGCUCUCACACAAACAUACUGUGUAUUAAAAAUAAAGCACUUUUAUCUACCUGAAGCAGAUUGCCAGUUUAUGUACAGUGUGUUGAAGAUUUUUCAAAGUUCGAGUAUGAAAAGCCAUGUUGUUCUAAUCUCUGAUACACGACAUUAAUCUAAACAUUAAAAUUUACGAGAUGUAAAGAGAUUUUAAACUUUUAAAUUACAUUUUUUGAUGUUUUUUUAGACAAACCCACUCCACCCCAGGGCCCUGCAGAGGUAACAGAGAGCUCAGCCAUGUGUAUAGAAUUUAAAUGGAGGCCUCCAAAAGAUGAUGGAGGCUCACCAGUGAUAAACUACAUACUGGAACGACAGCAAGUGGGGCGAAACACCUGGAAGAAGUUAGGGGAAAUCCCAGGUGUGCCUAACUACCGGGACACAGAUGUUGACCACGGACGGAAAUACUGUUACCGCAUCCGAGCGGUGACUGCUGAAGGUACAAGCGAAGUCAUGGAGACAGAUGACAUGCAAGCCGGCACUCUUGGUGAGUCAAACUGGUAUUUGUAUGAUAUAUCAGAACAGUUUUUCCCACACACAGAGCAGUGACGAAAGCAACAAUGCAUCAAUGCUAACACCAAAGCAAUGACAGACUCAACUUUCCACUGAAAAAUCACAUGACCAAACAAAAAGCAUUCAAACACAACUGUCAUUUCUGCUUUCCAAAUGCCCAGCAGUGUCUGCAAACCUUUGUACUGUCCUUACUACAGAUCAGAGAACACUUAAAGUCAAAACAUGAGUUCAACUGAAAGAGACAGAUCUUAAAAACGUCCACAAUACUCAAGGUGUGUAAAUAAUGAGCUAAACAUGUUAAAAACAGCUAAAAGCAGCCAAACAAAGCCAGCAGAAAAAGUACAUUGCCAAUACAAGAAAAGCAUUUCAACAUGACAGCGGGUCAACACAUAACAAGCAACAUUAGCCGCAAGCACCACAAAGAAAGAUUCACUCUUACUUUUUGAAGUCUUCUGGAAAAUUGGGCUCUUCCCCCAGUCUUUCUCCAUGAGGCCACUUCACUGUACAAAAAAACAAAAAACAAUCACAUGCUUAUUAUAUUGUGCUUGGAAAAGAGGCAGAUCUCACUUCCCUAAAUGUCAAAAAAGUCCACAAUGCUCAGAUUCAUAAAUUAUGUGAACUAGAAAAUGUUAAAACAGCUUAAAGCAAGCAGAACAGGUAAAAUGCCAAAACAAGAAAAGCAUUUCAACAUAGCAGCAAGUCAACACACAACAAGCAACAUCAGCCACACAUACCACAAAAAAACCCCUUUACUCUUACUUUUUGAGGUCUUCUGGAAAAUUGGGCGUCCCCCAGUCUUUCUCCAUGAUGCCACUCUGCUGUAUUAAAACAAACAAACAAACAAAAAAAACUUACUGUGACUGAGGUGUGCAGGGACCAUCUAAAAUUUGCAAUCCUAACAAGAGAUGCUGUAAAAAUACUCAACAUUUUCAUUUGGAUUGGUGCAGUCAAUAUCACAUGUCAAUGCUGUUAUUUUUUAAUAAUAUGUUUGACAAAAUGUGCUUUAACAUACUGGAGAGAGCAUCAGUUCUAGUAUCCAUAGAGUACUUAAAGUGCCUACUUCUUUCUCUUGUUUAAGUCGUAAACAGAUUGGUACUUUAAUUUCUAUUUAUCUAAAUAGCCACAAAAUUAAUUGUAUUUUUAUUCAAGCACAAUGUUUUAGUUCCUUUUUCAUCCUUAAACAAAAAUAAUGUUAAUACUACAAGUCAGGCGUUGAAAAGCAAAGUGUAGAGAAAUAGCCUCGAACUGUUGCAAACAUCAACGCACGUACUUUUAACGACCGUUUAAGAAGCGACGUUCGCGAAAAUUUAAAAUAUUUCAGAGCUUUUCUUGCACCGAACUUAAAUAAAGCUGAACUGUGUUAAUAUGCGGUUUUAUGAUAUUUACCGCUGUUUUCCGCUGACAUGUACGGAGUCCUUGAAAACCUGUAUUUUAAUUUCACUGAUAGCCUCGUCACUCUCUAGCUACACGGAAAAGAGAAGUUUUGACGAAGUAAGUUCCGCAGUUUCAACUCGGGGCGGCGUGCGCGUGUGACGUAGGUCUAUUAGGGGGGGGGUUGUUCAGCGAUAGAGUGUUGUGUCGUUCGCAAACGAUUCGUUCUAAAGAACCAAAUCUUUUGAGUGAACGUACUGAACCGAUUCUCACUUCAGUUGAGCUAACGUGAGAAACAGCAUUGCCAAGCCAGCAGUCGGCGAAUGAGGGCCCACAUGCACCGACACCUGAAUCACUUGGCGAAUGAAUCAAGCAUUGAACUAAACUCUCUGGAAUCAUUCUUAUGAUAAAAAACCUUUUUUUCACUGCUAAAACGCUUCCACAACAACUUUCAUACAAUAGGACACAGCAUGUAACAAGUAGUGCAUUGAACCCGCAGCAUCCUAUCAUUGCAGCGGUUUGCGAGGGAAUGGUCCAUGUCCAUCUGUGGUAGGCCUAAUGUCUGUUUCAAAGGGUUUGACAUGCAAAGAAAUAUUGAGUGAUUUCUAAAACUUUCAAAAUAUAAUGGCAUCUCUGAGCUUCAUUCUCCAUUUUGACAUUAUGAUUCAUUUUUCCACACUAUACUGACCUUUUUGCAGCAAUUGCUUGUCAUGGGAACAUUUGAGAUGUUAUUGGUAACUGCAGGGGGGGUAAUUUCUACAUAAGUGCUCCAGUAGGCCAUAAAAUUAUAAGUCUCCCAGAUCCACUGAAGUUCUGCUGACAUUUGUUUAAAGGGUCUUAAAGGGUCAUGACAAAUAUCAAAAUGUGUUUAACGGCAAAGACCCAGCAGCUCACCAAUGAACUCUAUGCACAACUCCACUACUUCCUGAACUAAAGCCAACUCCCCUAUUUCCCGUCUUACAUGAUUGGACAACUGAUCACUCCAGGUGUGACUAAUCAUUGUGACUGAUCAGAAACACCUGGAUUAAUCAGUUUGUCCAAUAGGAGCCACCUUUAGUUCAGGAAGUAGUGGAUCUAUGCAUAGAGCACAUUGAUUCAUUGUCAUUACUGCCCCCUGCUGUCCUUCUGUGACCAUUGAACUAUCCUUGUGACUGCUGGUUUAUACUGAAAUCUUUCUCAUGCAACCUCAAAAUAAGACACAAUUAAAUACUAUUCAUGCCACUCAGAGGUAGAUUGCUUUCUAUUUAUUCUUUUCUGUUCACAUCAAAUGUUUUCAUUUUACAAAUCCUGCAAAUUGUACCUCUUGAAAAAUGAUCACUAACGGAAAGAAUAGAGUAUUUAAGCCAUUCAUAAUUCAUUGAUGCAUUUUCUGUAAACAUUUGUGCACAAGGCUGAUUUAGAGAGUUGGGAAAAAAACUGUAAACUGAUAUUUUUUUAAUGUCAAGGAUUUUUAUUUAGAGUGUAAAGCAGGAUGUAAACACAGUUUUAUCGAUUCAAAGCAGUCACAUGCCUCAUAUGUCCCUCCAGUCUAGCAGAAUUUUUUAAAUAGCUCAUUUACCAGUAAAUUUCUGUUUAUCAGGACUGAUUCAGAACUGCAGAAAUAUCUUGAUUACGAUCUUUACUGACACGGCCUACUUUGUCUCUGCAUGUAUCAGCUUUCCCUGGCCCUCCAGCACCCCCAAAAGUAGUCAGCGCCUUUGACGACUGCAUCAACAUCUCCUGGGAUUCACCGAGUAACAAAGGAGGUUCACGAAUCCUUGGCUAUAUUUUGGAGAAACGCAAGAAGGGGAGUAAUCUCUGGACCGUUGUGAAUGCCUCAGAUGAGUUGAUAAAAGGUCUGUAACUUUAGUUCACUGUUCAAUCUGUCACAUCGAUGAUAUUACACUGACAUUUUGUCCAUCUGAUGUUAUUUCCAGAAAAGAAAUAUGCCGUUAAAGAUGUAGUUGCAGGUAUGGAGUAUGAAUUCAGAGUCACAGCCAUAAACCUCUCAGGAGUUGGAGAAUUCAGCAGCCCAUCUGAAUUUGUUUUUGCACGGGAUCCCAAGAGUAAGUAACACAAACAACAGAUUGCAAAUAUCCAGUUUAUUUCUGGAAAUAUCUUGAGACUUUACUGUUGAUGAAGUCUCCUGACAGUAAAUUUUGUGUCCCUUAGAGCCUCCUGGUAAAGUCACAAGCCUGAAGGUGACGGAAACUUCUUACUCACACAUCGUCCUGACUUGGUCCAAACCUGAGGAUAAACCAGGAGUUCAGGAUGAAGCAAAGGGAUAUUUUGUUGAGAUCAGGCCUGCAGAGGAAAUCGAAUGGUCCCGCUGUAACACCACGACUCUCAUCACAACUUCCUACAGCGUGAAAGGCCUGAAAUCCAUGGGCAUGUUCUGGCUGAGGGUGAUUGCCUGUAAUGAUGGAGGGGAGGGUGAUCCUGAGGAGCUCCCCAACUAUGUUCUUGCUAUGCCCUCACCUGGUAUGUCAAGUCUUGCUGGCUUUAUAGGACUAGAACAAGAGAAACAGCAUAAUAUUUAAACAGAGAUUUAAUAUAUUUCAAACCUGUUCAGCAGAAAACAUUAAAACUGUCACAGUAGGGUAGUCUGAGGGAUAAAGUUUCCAGGAUACAAUCAGUUUUUUGUAGCUCUUAAGAGGCCUCAAGGCUCCUCAAUAUGCUAUUUUUAUGGAGGAUAUAAGCAGGUCAUUCAUCCGAGCUUGUUGGGUUGGUAAUUUCAAGGAUAGGACUUCCAGGAAAGCAUACAUUUUUGAGCGUUUUCUGUUAUAUAAGAACCUCCUGAGGUUAAAUAUUGUCCAAAGUCAUUGUCAUUGUUUGUGUUCAAUAUUCUAGUGAGGCCAAAGUUCACCAACCACAAGAUGAAGAGUUUCAUGGUUGUGAGGGCAGGAAACUCUGUCAGGAUCACAGUGAACUUUGAGGUGAGUUUUACACACAGGUGAUUCAUUCAAAGUCUCAAACUGUGGUUUCUAUCAAAUCCAAGGGUGCCAAAUCCAAUUUGUUUUUGUUUAUUACAGGCCUCACCACAGCCUAAAAUAACCUGGCUUAAAGAUAAUGUACCCGUCACAAAGCGAGUGACGAUCAGUAACUCUGAUGGCACAUCACAGCUGCUGAUUCCCACCUCUGAGCGCUCCGAUACGGGCAUCUACUCCAUCGUGGUGAAAAAUAUUGCAGGACAGGAGACAUUCAGUAUAGAGGUCAGGGUCACAGGUAAAGCAGACAUUUGCUUUUAAAUUUUCAUUGAGAAAAAAGUGAUAUCGUAAUGGUUGAGUCAGUGAAACCAAACAUGUUUACAGAUGACCCGAAGCCUCCUGGACCUGUAGAACUGGAGGAAAAUGUCCCUGGUACGGUCACAGUGAUGUGGGAACCUUCUCCUGAUGAGAAGCGUGAUGACCGCCUCCACUACAUGGUGUCCAAACUGGACUCCACCAAACGCUCAUGGACUUCAGUUGCAGACAGGCUCUUCAAUAACAAGUUCACAGUCUGCAACAUCAUGCAGGGGAGGGAGUACCAUUUCAGGGUCUACGCCAAAAACGACAUGGGAGUUUCUGCACACUCAGAGUCUCCAACCUGGGGAAUGGAGAAGAAAAGAGGUAUUUUUGCACAACUCAAACGACCUCAAAAGCAAGAAAAAGCCUGAAAAAUAUAAUCUAAAUGUAUUUUCUGUCUUGUAGAGAAGUUUGUGGUGAACUUACCAACCAGAGAGGACUGUGAUUUACGAUGUGCCCCAACCUUUAUAGUCCCUUUAAAGCUUCACAGUGCGCCCAAAGGCUACGAAUGCUACAUGAGCUGCGCUGUGAAGGGAAAUCCUAAACCCCGCAUCACAUGGUAUCGAAACCACAUCAGCCUGAACACCAACACCAACUAUUACAUCUCUGAAACCUGUGGAGUCUGCUCCAUGCUCAUUCUCCGUGUAGGCCCCAAAGACACGGGCGAGUACACGAUCAGCGCAGAGAACGCCCUCGGGCGAGCCGAGUGCUCCACCACACUCAGCGUCAGAGGUGAGGGAAAAACACAUCCGCUCUUUAACUGAGGGCCUUUACUCACAAUUAAGCUAAACGGUUUCCUCUCUUUUCCAUACAGAUUGAAGACGCUGAAGGCCCCAUGAAGCUGCAGUCGUUGCAGUUAUUGAAAACAUGGGUUGUGUCUGAAAUAACUCACACAUUCAUGACUGCCUGCUCACUAUGAAGAGAGUUAUUUACACAGGACAAGAAGUGAACUUGUCUGCAAAAUGAAAAAGCUCUUUACGCUAAAUUUAACUGCCAGUUCAGAUUUUUUGUAAGUCAGAAGUGAGUGAUUUCAGGCAAAAACAAACAUGUUUCAGUUGUUGUAGUUUUGCAGCUACACUGAAGAAUAAAAUAAUUGGAUAUUAUAUCUAAUGAAAUGCCACUGAAAUUAGGAAUAAAAAAACUGAUCACAAUGAUACAAUUGUUUUAGUUUUGAUUAUUAUUUUCUGUUCAUUAGGUUGGAAUCAAUAAAAGUAAGUGCAGACAUGAACAU